UUCCUCUUGUUCUUAUUCUUAGAUAUGCGAGGACACUCGUGCUCGUGCAACGCUAGGUAGCCUCGUGGCAGGGCUGGCUGGGCCACAAUCUUGAUCUUGACUCUCAUGGUUGACUGCUGGGAUCAAAGCUUCAGAAGUCAGGAUCUAUCGUCUAGGAGCAUUACGUGAGUGGUUUGAAGAUGGAGCUACCCGACGACGUCCUGCUCCUGAUCCUCGGCUUUUUGAGUCCAGGACAGCUGCUGCAGUGCCGCGCUGUUUGCCGCCGGUGGAGUCACAUGGCGUUGCAGCCGUCGCUGUGGCGGGACAAGGCGUUACCAUCCAAGCGCUGGGAAACAGUCGACCCGAAACUGGCCUCCGCCGUGCUGCGUCUGGCGCCGUGCUUGGGCCGUCUCGAAGUUUCAAGCAGCAUGCACGAUAAAAGCGGACGGCUCCUUACGAGAACUCACUGCGCUGUUUCGGAGCUCAAGUUUUUCUUCUACGCGCAGGAGACAUCCCUCGCGGCGCAGGUCCUGGCCAGGCAAGCUUCUCUUGGGAGUUUGAAACGAGUUCGUUUCUGUGUCUCUGAUUUUUGUAAACCUAUAAACGAAUCCUUCCAGCGCAAACUACGCGCAUUGCUGCACCAGAUUCUCAACACUCAUGGACUUGAAUACAUCUCGCUGAACCUCUGUGAGCCUGAACUUCCGGCCCUUUCGAGCUCCGACGAAGCCAGGGAAGUUCCUGUGCCGGCAUCUCUACGCCGCCUGAAGUACUUCCACCCCUACCUCGACCCUUACUUACCUCUCCACCUGAAGUGGCAUGCGGCCACGCUUGAGGACGUCAGCCUCGCUCCGGCCGUCCCCCGCGCGGCGUUCCUGCUCUCCUCCAUGCCCCGCCUGCGCAGGCUGCAGUGCACCCUGCAGGAGGACAUGGAGGUCCUUCUCCAGUGUCCGUCGCUGGAGACGUUCCACCUAAUGAUCUAUCUGACCGACAAGUCCCGGCUACUCUUGCCCCAGGUGAGGGCGUUCUUGAAGAAGGUGGUGACUCGCCUGGACAAUCUCGUGCUGGAUUUCUGGGGUGGGGACGAGAGCGACGAAGCCACCGACCUGGUGCUUUGCCUCGAGGGCACCGAGACGACUCCUGCCGCGCUGCGCACCCUCAAGUUCCUCAUCUCCGAUGGGUGCCACGCCUUCGGCCCCGAUCCCACAGUGCAGCUGCGCCGCCUGGGCGCCGUCCUGCACCGCCUGCCGAACCUGACCAGCCUGGACCUCGGCGGCGCGCCGACCAGGGUGCUCCUCGAGGCCCUGGACGGCACCGUGCUGCCCGACCUCGUCGAGCUGACGAUGAACGCGCCGUGGGAAUGUCCCCACGACUGGGCGCACGGCUGGCAGGCUCGCGCGUUGAUGCGCAGAUACCGACGGCUGCACGUCCACAUCCACCCCAUGGUCCACCAGGAAUACGAGGUCUGCGAGUACUGCAGGAAGCACAAGUGCCACAAGAUUCCCGAGUUUGGUCGUUGCACCCUGUUCAGCCACUCCAAAGGCGCCCGCUGUGACGUGAAGCACGAGAAAUGCGAAAUCGCAGUCAUUGUCUCUUAAUGCUCGGUCUCUGUCGGCAGUUUCUUUGUAUUUUGAUCACGUGUUUUUAUUUUGUCAGCGUGUUCCUUUUUUAGUGAGAAUAUCAGGUGAUUCAUGCCACCUGCUGGCCGUGCUGCCUUUAAUUGUGCAUUUGAAAAGAUUGGCUUACCGAACAACUGACUGUUGGCUUGUCAAUGUCUACGGUAAGCAGUCCUGAAUAAUCAUAAUUUGUAGACUUUUUCUCUUUGUAACAUGGUCUGUCUUGAAGAAAGUGUCCACUUUACAGUUCUCAGCCUCAUCCUGACACUUUCGUCCUUGUUAGUUGACUUUCUCUCUCUAGCAUUUGAUGUUUUUGUAAAAGCGUAAUACGCACUGUUUUCGUUUUUAUUUUCACGAUAUAGUUCAGUACAUAGAUUUGUCAUGUUUUAUGUACUCUUUAGUUUAUACAUGACAUACUAACAAUUGCAUUUGUACAAUGACCAAAAUUGUGCGUAGUAAUAGUUUCAGAGAAAUUAAAAAUUCUUUUUUGCAUUUCAA
Molecule: messenger RNA, 2090 nt
Organism: Thrips palmi
Lineage: Eukaryota; Metazoa; Arthropoda; Insecta; Thysanoptera; Thripidae
Exons: 6
Coding region: 180-1574 (464 amino acids)
Molecular function (GO): protein binding
Source: RefSeq, a predicted model, not a curated record